Molecule: messenger RNA, 1985 nt
Organism: Ceratina calcarata
Lineage: Eukaryota; Metazoa; Arthropoda; Insecta; Hymenoptera; Apidae
Product: facilitated trehalose transporter Tret1
Exons: 5
Coding region: 1-1716 (571 amino acids)
Biological process (GO): transmembrane transport
Cellular component (GO): membrane
Molecular function (GO): transmembrane transporter activity
Source: RefSeq, a predicted model, not a curated record
AUGGGGAAUCCGAACGCCAUAAAGCUGAUUUCUGUUCACUCGGAACUACCCGAGCAAUUAAAUUGCAGAUAUUUAUACUUUUCAAACUCCCUUGAGAAUAUUUACCGAGUGCUCAUAAAAUUUUUAACUCUACUCUCGCUAGAAGAUGCGCGAGUUUUUACUUUCUCUCGUUUUAGGAACGGUGAGAAAUCGACGCCGACCGAAUUGAAUGGCACCAUCGAGACCUUUCCUAUAUCAAAGCUCCGUCAAGCGUUACCGCAAUUUUGUGCGGUGAGCGCGAAAAAUCUUUUGAUGAUCACGUUCGGCUCUACCUUAGGCUUUUCCACGAUCCUAAUCCCUCAACUGCAGAAGCCGAGUUCGGAGAUUUCAGUUAGCAUGGAGGACUUAACGUGGAUCAGCAGCCUGAACCUGUUUCUGGUCCCAAUCGGUUGCUUCGUCAGUGGACCGAUAUCGCAGAUGUUAGGAAGGAAGAGGACUAUGAUGCUGACCACCAUCCCUUUCAUAGCAGCGUGGAUCAUAUUUCACUAUGCCACGUCUACCGGGAUGCUGUUCAUCGCGUUGGCUAUGACAGGUUUGACCGGAGGCCUCCUGGAAGCUCCUGUGAUGACUUACGUCGCGGAAGUCACGCAGCCUCAUCUCCGAGGCAUGCUGUCAGCGACUUCGAGUAUGUCGAUCAUCCUGGGGAUCUUCACGCAAAUGUUGGGUGGUAAACUGGCCCACUGGAGGACCGUGUCCUUGGUCAACUUGACGUAUCCAUUAAUCUGCUUCGUGGUACUCUGUAUGGUACCGGAGAGUCCCUACUGGCUCAUCGCGCAAGGUCGUCAGGGAGAGGCGGAGAAGGCUCUCUGCUGGCUGCGCGGCUGGGUGAGACCGGCUGAAGUGAAAUCCGAAUUUGAGACCAUCUGCCAGGAAGUCUACAAACCUGCAGAAUCGCGAGAAGCAAUUUGGAAAGCCUUCGGGAGACGCACCUUCUAUACACCGUUCCUUUUGGUCACGUGUGCGUUCUUCAUCGGCGCGUUCGGCGGUACCAUAACUCUUCAAACCUUCGCCGUAAUGAUCUUUAUGAGUCUAAAGGCGCCCAUUGAAGAGUAUUCGGCUGCAGUGUAUCUAGGGUUGGCCGAGUUGCUUGGCACACUGAUCUGCGUGAUUGCUAUCCAUUUCACCGGCAAGAGGUUGCUGAAUUUCGUCUCCAUCGGUGGCACUGGUCUCAGCUUUGGAUUGACAGCUAUUUAUGGAUAUUUAAACGACAGUAAUAUAUUAGAUGCUGAUCUUAUCAAUAAACAUCAACUUACUUGGCUGCCGGCUACUUUGAUGAUCGGAGCCGCCUUUUUGUCUCAUACUGGCAUUCGGUUACUCCCGUGGGUUUUAGCGGGUGAAGUCUUCCCUGUGAAGCUACGGAGCAGCGCAACGGGGAUGGCAGGCUCCAUCGGUUACGUCUUCACUUCCAUUGCGAACAAAGUGUUUCUGUACAUGGUAAAUGGAAUGUCCUUAGCUGGGACGUUCUUCUUCUACGCGUUGAUCAACUUCGUCGGUGGUGUUUUAUUAUACUUUAUACUACCGGAAACGGAGGGUAGAACUUUGAAUGAAAUCGAGGAACACUUCGCUGGUAUACAAAACUUGAAGACGAGGCCUAAGAAAGAGGAGCAACAGAACAAGGAAAAAUGGGCUGCCACCAAUCCGGCUGUGAUUUACGACGACACCGAAAGCAAGCUUUGAUUUCUAAUGAAACGGAGAUUUCGUUUCACAGAGACGCAGUGUGACGUUGUUAAGAAUGUUCCUCUUUAAGUUUUCUAUUCGUGGACAGCUGUUAAUUUUGUAACAGGACUUAUUACUUGUAACUUAGUUAUCUCAUCCAAAUAUAUGUAUAAUAGUGGAAUUUAUAAAAUAUUUCCGCCCCUGUUUUUGAUAUUACGAAAUCAGCUAACGCUGUUUCGUGAAAAUGUGUUCAUACUUCAAACGUACAAUAAAAUACUAAUUAUUUUCCA